This is a messenger RNA of Prorocentrum cordatum, 933 nucleotides long. NCBI's taxonomy places the organism in Eukaryota, Dinophyceae, Prorocentrales, Prorocentraceae. The record is from the annotation of a GenBank genome assembly.
AUGCAUCUUGCCACGAUGAUCCGCGCGGGCUGCUUGGCGGCCUGCGCUGCCGUGGCGAGCGGGCUCGCGAUGCAGCGUCGUUCAGCCCAUUCGGUCUUCUUUCUGGGAUCUUCUGUGGACAGGUACGCAGUGGCGGAUUUCUGUAAAACCGACGGUAAGAAAUUUUACAGAUUGAGUUGCGUGAGCGAGGAACGGGAUCUCGCCGUGGGCUAUGCCGCUCACCCUGGAGUGGGCAUUCAUGGUGAUUUCCAGCCGCCUUUCUGGAACCACACCUAUCCCAUUGUAGAACAUAGCGACGUGUCCAGUAGCCAGGAACUGCGCAAAUCGAUCAUGGGCAUGAUGAACAUGAAGGGAGAGGAGUUCCCAGACAUGAUUGUGGUAGAAAGCUCCCUCUGGGAUCUUUUCACCUGGGCUUCGUGGGGCGUCAAGAACGUGACGAAAGAGCGUCUGCACCAGUGGGGUCGCCGUGAUUUGAAACAUCUUAUGGCUCGUGUGUCCGAGACGUUCCCUCAAAGCCGCAUCGUCUUCAGAAAUGCGCCUCGUGUUCACCAUUCAGUGUUUCUUGAGGUAAUUCUCAAGGAUGAGUUUCACAAAUCCACGACUGUAAGCUAUCCAGACGUCGCGGUGGUGUCUGUUAAGGCGAUGGAUUGGAUGAAACAUGAAGUGGAUCAGCAGAUGCAAAAUGGCAAGCUCUACGGCUUGUACGAGGUGGUGGACUAUUACAGGAUCAUGAACGAGCUUAUCGAAGAGCGCGGGUUCGUUCCGUCUUUGUGGAUGAAGGAUGGGACCCAUCCGAGCAUGGUGGCCUCCAGGCGCUACAUGAAUGCGAUACUCCAGCUCAUGCAGCUUCCAACGGUGAGCCAGGAGGACGCGGGGAGGCGGGAGAAGACACCAUUCGACGACGUUUCGGACGACAGUGUCUUGUUCCCGUGA